This is a messenger RNA of Beauveria bassiana ARSEF 2860, 1566 nucleotides long. RefSeq lists its product as uncharacterized. The record is from RefSeq and is a predicted model, not a curated record. The coding region runs from base 1 to 1566 and encodes 521 amino acids. The transcript has a single exon. NCBI's taxonomy places the organism in Eukaryota, Fungi, Ascomycota, Sordariomycetes, Hypocreales, Cordycipitaceae.
AUGUCUUCUCUGGCUCGCACGCGGUCGCUGCGCAAGCCUGCGGGUCCCACGGCCUUACCUCCUCGCGAACGGUUCGGCGAGCUGAGCCAGCCCGACCCCAACCGCAACCUCUCGCCCAGCCGACUUCCCACGAACCCAGCCUCGCGGCCGACGACGAACUCCUCGACAACCGCCACUACCCCCGCGCGAGCCGCUAGCAAUCGCCUACACAGGAAGGGUAGCGGCGCAUCAUCAGAUGGCGCUUUUGCAGCGACGGCGCCGACGGUGCCUAAAAGGUCCGUCUCGCUGGGCAAGAAGACUGUGACGGCCGCCGCUGCCGCUCAGGGGAACAGCGCUGCGUCGCCCGCGAGAAGGGACACGCAUAGAUAUCCGCCGCGUUCUUCGGCGACACGUCCGGCAUCCAUGGUUCUGAGGCCCACGUCGGCUGGCUCCACGGGCUCGGCGCCUAUGGCGAUCAGACGCACGACACCGACACAUGCGCGUGCCAACAGCACUGCCGGGGCGGGAGCAGGAUCAGCGCCGCUUGCAGCUGCAUCACAGGAGCGUAUGAGCCGAUCUCGGCCACCGUCGCGUGAUUCGACAACAUCUGUUGCCGUCACACCGGCCACGCCCAAACGACGCGCCGUAUCGGCCGACAAACGGCCUAUGCCACCCACCACACCCAACAAGGCUACCGCCGCCGCGCCGACGCCAAGCCUGCAGCACCGUCCGGCCUUUAACACACCGCACCAGCGGUUCUCACCCGCCAAGACGAGCUCGCCCAAGCCGCCCACGGCAUCGUACACGCAGCGGCCAUCGUCGCCGUCCAAGCUGCCCGCCAAUAUUGCCGCGUCGGCAGAGACGGCCCGUCUGCAGGCCGAGCUGCUGCAGCUGCAUUUCCUGCACCGCGACGCUGCCAAAGUGGAAUCCCAGUGGCACGCUAGCGCCAAAACGAAGCUUGGCCUGCGCUUCCACGAGCUGCGCGAUGCCCACCAAGCGCUGGCGGACCGCGAGGCCGCCGCCGCCGAGGCAGACAAUCUGCAAGCCCUGCAGCGCUGGGGCGGCGCGCUCCUCGACGCCAAGAUCCGAUCGCUGGACACUGCCAUCAGCGGCGUCUGGGCCAUGAGUGAGCCCGGCGGCAAGUACGCCCGCGUGGUUCGGCGAUUUGAGCGCUGGGUCGAGCGCGUCAUGGACCUUGAGGAGGCGCGGGACAAUGGCACCAUUAGUCUUCUCGUAAGCGGCGGCGCCGCCGCCGUUGAGGACGCGCUCUUCGUGCCGGAGCUCGACCUGGCGUGGGCGGACGACUGCGAGAGCAUGGCACGCAAGCUCGAGGAUUGGCGGGACCAGCUCGAGGGCGCAGGCUUGGAGAACCAGAACGACAGUGCCAAGGCGACUAUGGCGAGUCUCGGGCGCAUGCUCGACGGCGCAAGAAGCCUUGUCGGGGACAUGCUGGCGGAGCUGUCCGCCAUGGAGGAGAUUCGGCAGGCGGCGCUAGCGCGCGAGGAGGAUUGGAUCGAAGCCAUGAAUAAGGACGAUGACGAGAGCGAUAUACCCCUACGAGCCGGCGCAGUUUGGCGGGCUUUUUAA